AUGAAGCCUCUGUCUCUGCCCUGUGUGGCUCUGCUGCUGAUGUUAGGCCUGAGCGGAGCCUGGACCGGACUGGGGUCUCGACCUGUGACCGGGUCUGCACCAGGACUGACCCAGCAGAGCGGACUGAACAUGAGGAGGAGUUACAGCAGAGCAGUGCGGGCACUACCUGUAGCUGAUGAACCAGAUGAUACUGCUUUGACUGCAGAAGGCUCUGACCUGCCCACCUGCCUCCUGUGUGUCUGCCUGACUGGUUCUGUUUAUUGCGAGGAGGUGAAUCCAGACAUGACUGCCGUCCCAGCUUUGCCAAAGGAAACAGCUUAUCUAUACGCACGCUUCAACAAGAUCAAGAGAAUCGGCAACAAGGACUUUGCCGACAUCUUGACACUAAAAAGGAUCGAUCUGACAGGAAACCUCAUCUCUGAGAUCGAGGACGGAGCGUUUUCUAAACUCUCGCUGUUGGAAGAACUGACUCUGGCUGAGAACCAACUGGUGAAGCUGCCCAUGCUACCGGGAAAACUCACCAACUUCAACGCCAACUUCAACAUGCUGAAGACCAAAGGAGUGAAAGCCAACGCCUUCAAGAAGCUGACAAAGCUGUCCUACCUGUAUCUAUCUGAUAACCAGCUGGAGGCCGUGCCCCAAAUCCCUGAGAAUGUGAGGACACUGCACCUACAGAACAACAACAUCACAGACGUAAGUGUGGACACGUUCUGUCGCUCCAACGACACGUAUUACCUCAGGCCCAGACUCACAGAGAUCCGACUGGACGGAAACCCAUUGGUCCUGUCCAAGCACCCAGACACCUUCACCUGCCUGAACGUGUUGCCGGUGGGACAGUACCGCUGA
This is a messenger RNA of Knipowitschia caucasica, 846 nucleotides long. The record is from the annotation of a GenBank genome assembly. NCBI's taxonomy places the organism in Eukaryota, Metazoa, Chordata, Actinopteri, Gobiiformes, Gobiidae.